Messenger RNA from Rattus norvegicus (Norway rat), 4519 nucleotides. Lineage: Eukaryota; Metazoa; Chordata; Mammalia; Rodentia; Muridae. The record is from RefSeq and is a predicted model, not a curated record.
ACGCUAGCGCCAGGGGGCGGGGUGGGGGAGGGGGGCUAGUCCUCUGAGAGCUGGGUUGGGCUCGCGGUGCCACGAUUGGUCGCUCCCGACUCCGCCUUCACCGCAUCUCAUUAGCAUCUCAUUAGCUGUCCGCUCGGGCUCGGGAGGCAGCCACCGCUGCCAGUCUGAGGCAGGUGCCCGACAUGGCGAGUCCUGUGCUGCCGAGCGGAUCCCAGUGUGCGGCGGCAGCGGCUGUGGCGGCGGCGGCGGCGCCUCCAGGGCUCCGGCUCCGGCUCCUGCUGUUGCUCCUCUCGGCCGCGGCACUGAUCCCCACAGGUGAUGGGCAGAAUCUGUUUACUAAGGACGUGACGGUGAUUGAAGGAGAAGUUGCAACCAUCAGCUGUCAAGUCAAUAAGAGUGAUGACUCCGUGAUUCAGCUACUGAACCCCAACAGGCAGACCAUUUACUUCAGGGACUUCAGGCCUUUGAAGGACAGCAGGUUUCAGCUGCUGAAUUUUUCUAGCAGUGAACUCAAAGUGUCACUGACAAAUGUCUCAAUUUCGGAUGAAGGGAGGUACUUCUGCCAGCUCUACACGGACCCUCCGCAGGAGAGUUAUACCACCAUCACAGUCCUGGUCCCUCCACGUAACUUGAUGAUCGAUAUCCAGAAAGACACGGCAGUUGAAGGGGAGGAGAUUGAAGUCAACUGCACGGCCAUGGCCAGCAAGCCGGCUACGACCAUCAGGUGGUUCAAAGGGAACAAGGAACUCAAAGGCAAAUCAGAGGUGGAAGAGUGGUCGGACAUGUACACUGUGACCAGUCAGCUGAUGCUGAAGGUGCACAAGGAGGAUGAUGGAGUCCCAGUGAUCUGCCAGGUGGAGCACCCUGCGGUCACUGGAAACCUGCAGACCCAGCGGUAUCUAGAAGUGCAGUAUAAACCGCAAGUGCAGAUCCAGAUGACUUAUCCUCUGCAAGGCCUAACCCGGGAAGGGGAUGCAUUCGAGUUAACGUGUGAAGCCACCGGGAAGCCCCAGCCUGUGAUGGUAACUUGGGUGAGAGUCGAUGACGAAAUGCCUCAACAUGCCGUUCUGUCUGGGCCGAAUCUGUUCAUCAAUAACCUAAACAAAACAGACAAUGGUACUUACCGCUGUGAGGCUUCCAACACAGUGGGGAAAGCUCAUUCGGACUAUAUGCUGUAUGUAUACGAUCCCCCCACAACUAUCCCUCCUCCCACAACAACCACCACCACCACUACCACCACCACCACCACCACCACCAUCCUUACCAUCAUCACAGACACCACGGCGACGACAGAACCAGCAGUUCACGAUUCUCGAGCAGGUGAAGAGGGCGCCAUUGGGGCAGUGGACCACGCGGUGAUUGGCGGCGUCGUAGCCGUGGUGGUGUUUGCCAUGCUAUGUUUGCUCAUCAUUCUGGGCCGCUAUUUUGCCAGACAUAAAGGUACAUACUUCACUCAUGAAGCCAAAGGAGCCGAUGACGCAGCAGACGCAGACACAGCUAUAAUCAAUGCAGAAGGAGGACAGAACAACUCCGAAGAAAAGAAAGAGUACUUCAUCUAGAUCAGCCUUUUUGUUCCAAUGAGGUGUCCAACGGGCCUGCUUAGAUGAUAAAGAGACAGUGAUACUGGAACUUUGGAGAAGCUCGUGUGGUUUUUUUUUUAUGAGUGGGUGGAAAGAUGCGAGACUGGGAAGGCUUGGGAUUUGCAAUGUAAAAACAAAGACAAAAAAUGUUCUUUGAAAGUACGCUCUGCUGUUUGACACCUCUUUUUAAUCUGGUUUUAAUUUGGUUUGGGUUUUGGUGUUUUCGUUUCUAUUUCCUCCUACCAAGUCAAACUUGGGUACUUGGAUUUGGUUUCGGUAGAUUGCAGAAAAUUCUGUGCCUUGUUUUUCAUUCGUUUGUUGUGUUUCUUUCCCCUUGCCCUUUUUGUGCAUUUAUUUUUCCCAAAAUCAAAUUUGUUUUUCCCCCCCUCCCAAACCUCCCAUUUUUUGGAAUUGACCUGCUGGGAUUCCUAAGAUUCCCCCCCCCACCCCAUUUCUGAUUUCUUUGUUUGUGUUGACGGUGACUGCUUUCUGUUCCAAAUUCAGUUUCAUAAAAGGAAAACCAGCACAGUUUAGAUUUCAUAGUUCAGAAUUUAGUGUCUCCAUGAUGCAUCCUUCUCUGUUGUCGUAAAGAUUUGGGUGAACUAAAAAAAAAAAAGAAAAAAAGAAAAAAAAAAGAAAACAAUGAAAACUCUUUGCUGCUGCCCAUGUCUUAAAUACUUAGAGCAGCGAAGACUAGAAACGUAGACUGUGACCCAGAAGCUGUCGUCUGCUGUGGAUCUUCAUUACUGUACAGGGUUAUCUGCAAGUGAGGUGUGUCGCAAUGAGAUUGAAUUUGUCGUUAAUUCUUUAUCUGUAGGCGGCUCAGUAUAGAUUACCCCACGCUGUGCAGAACGGGGGGGGGGGGGUUGUUUUUUUUGUUUUUUUUUUUUUUUUUUUUGGAGUGGAAAGGUCUCCUCCUUCCUCGUUGCCCUAAACAGAUCCGACAGGUGAGGUCUGUCCGUUUUAUGUAAGUGGACAAAUUUGAGAUGCCACAGGAGGGGAGGCAGGGAGGGGGAACGACAGUUCUGCUCUGGUUAUUUCUACUCUGGACAAUUUCAUCCACCUUUCCCAAUUGGCCUUACUGCUCGCUGACGUGCAGGAGAGAGCAAGUCCAUGUGUUGUGUGAGUGACUGAAGGGGACAGAAUUUGUUUAGGUUUUUUUCCCCACUUUUGUUUUUGCUUUGGGUUUUUUUCCCCUUUGUGCUUAUUAAGGAAGGCAGUGGGAUGUGUCCUGUAUGUACUGUAUAUUACAGACACCGUCCUGCUGGGAUUUCCACCUCCAGUCCCUGGCUCUGCUCUCAUUCCUUCAGAUUUGGCUUGACAAAGGCAGGAGGUACAAAAGAAGGGCCGGCAUUGUUCUCGAAAGGUCAGAGCCAAGGUGGAGAAGCAGCAUGUAGAGAUUUUCAGUUACUUAAUCAAAACUCAAAAUGUGAGUGUUUCUAUCUUUCCUGCACUAGCCCUGGCCUCUUUCCUCAGCCUUAAGAACCAUCUGCCAAGAACUCCUCAUCUCGCAUGAUGGCAGCCAUAGUGCAUAGCAACUAAAAUAAGUUUCCGUGAACAUAUCUUACACCGGAGCCUGGGGGAAGGUAGAGGAGUGGAGGAACCAUUUGCAUUCUCUGAAGCUAGGUAGGGGUUUGCAGAAGUGCUGAGGACAUCUAGAAGUAGUUCUGAAGGACAAAGCCUAAACUAUUACCACAUGUGUUGGUAAGCUCCAGACUCCAAAACUGUCCCUCUGGGAAGACGGCACCAGAAAAGAUAGAGCUAUCUAUAUAUAAAUAUAUAAAUAUAUAUUAUAUAACAUUUUCAGUCAGUACUUUUGGAUUUUGCAAGGUGCAUUUUUACUCUUGUUACAUUAUGUGGAAAACUUAUGCUGAUUUAUUUAAGGGGAAAAAAGUGUCGACUCUGUUAUUUGAAAGGAUAUUUCUUUUUCUUGUCUUCAUUUUAACUUCUGAUAGAACCACUGCAAUAUGAGGGCCUUUUGGGAACGGACUGGUGUGUAAAAGAAAAUUCAUCAUCGAGCAGUGUUUUGUUAACCCCUCUCCUGCCCCUAGGCACUUAACCAAGAAAAAAGCCACAAGGAACAUCCCUUUUUCAAGAAUUUUAUAAUGUGCAUCUAUUCCGAGCCCUUAGCACCCAUCCUGACCAUAGUGUGACCAUAUCAAAGGGUGACAACCAGUUAGCAUGUCGUUGAAAGGGUUUUUCAGCUGUUCUUUUUAGAAAAAAAAUAUAAAAAAUAUUAAAAAAAACUAAAAAUAAGCAAACACAAAAAAACUCCCAUUGUUCACAGAAUUGGCAUCUCAUUUUCGGGACAGCCCAUCUUUCUGUUUUGACAAGUGUACAGUAGUGCGGUGUUCUGAUGUAACUUUAUGGCUUAAGAUGUUGACAUGUCUCAGGUUCCUGUGUUUCGAUUGGUGUUUUUCCGUCUCAGGUAGAUUGCAAAGUGUAGGCCCCACACAUUGGAAAAAUAAUAAUAAUAAUAAUAAAUAAUAAUAAUAAUAAUUAAACAAAGCAAAAACAGGAAAUUACGGAUUUUAGUUGUAUAUUGGUUUAUGUAUUUUUCUUAAGUAUACAGUGCACUGUUUGAAAUGUAUUGUUGAGUAUUACUUUGUACAGGUUGAUCACUUUUUUUAGAGUGAAGAAAGAACAAACUUGGUUUUUUUGUGUUUUUUUAAAGGAGUAUAAAAUAAUGAAGGAUGUAUAAUUGAUGCCAAAUAAGCUUGUUCUUUAGUCACGAUGACGUCUUGUUUUCCCUCUAGGCCAGUUCUGUUUCUAAGGUGUACAAGGACCAUGUUACAGUGUAAGAAACUCCACAUCCGUGUGUUCCAUUCGCAUUUUGUAUCGGUUCAUGUAUACCAUUUUUACAAAAAGAAAAAAGAAAAAAAAAAGAAGUACUAUAAAAUAUCUGUCUUCUUAAUAAAAAAGAUUAAUGUUACAAGUGA